AUGGUUCUUCCUGGAUCAAACUUUACCCCAGAUGUCCAAAAGCGAAUCCCCACAUUUCCUGUUGAGUGGGAUGAUAGUGUGGACCCUAAGGGCCCCGAGUUUAUGAACACUAUCACAACUAUUACUGCUGUUGCUGGCAAGAAGCAGGCUGUGGCAUUGCCCGGUUCCGAAAAGCCUGGGUACUCGGCUGUGUAUCGCAAUGCACAUAACCCCAAGAAGCUCGUGUCUGUGGUGCACCCAAAUCUACGCUGUACCGAUGAUCUUUUCUCUGCAACAGUAAAGGCCAAUCCCAACUCAUUGUGCCUUGGCGAGCGCCAGUACAACCAAGUCACAAAAACUUGGGGGCCAUACACUUUCCAAACCUACUCAGAAAUUGACGAACGAGUUUCACACUUGUCUUCAGGUAUCAUCAACUUGGUUGAAAAACAUGCCCACCAGGACCCUCACAAGGAACAGUACACGGUUGGUCUUUAUGGUCCUAACAGUCGUAACUGGGUGCUUACGGAUCUUGCAGCAAAUAGAACUGCGGUAACUCCUGUUGCCUUGUACGACACUCUGGGCCCGGAGUCUACAAAAUACAUUGUCAACUUGACCAACAUGCCCAUCAUCUUUGCGUCUAUUGCACAUAUUCCUUACUUGUUGUCAGCCAAGAAGGAAAUGCCAACACUUAAGGUCAUUGUUUCACUCAACGAACUUGAAGAUCCCGAAUACUGGGAACAUCCUGGUCACUCUAAGCGUGACGUUCUCAAUGCCUGGGCUGAGUCUGUUGGCGUGACUCUUUAUUCUUUUACAGAUGUUGAGGAUAGCGGCAAGCAUAUUCCUCGUAAACACCGCAAGCCCACAGCAGACGAUAUCUUUACAAUCAACUUUACUUCGGGCACCACUGGCAACCCCAAGGGCGUUAUUCUUCGUCACUCUGCUAUUGCAGCUGGCGUGACCAUCAUCAAAUACAAUGAUUUUUUCGACCAAGCUGAUACUGACGCCUAUCUUUCGUUUUUGCCUCUAGCACAUAUUUACGAGCGCUGCAACAUACACGGGAUGUUGUCUUCAGGCAUCAAGGUAGGGUUCAUUCGUGGUGAUAUUACUAAAUUGUUUGAAGACAUGGUUAUGCUCAAGCCCACUUUGGUGUGCGGCGUUCCUCGUAUUUGGAACAAAAUGUGCACCGGUAUUCGUACAUCAACCAUUGAGGCACCUGGAAAGAUUGGUGAGAUCACUAGGGAAGCAUUUGAGGCCAAGAUCAAGCAUCUACGUGCGACUGGUGAGAGCAAACACCCUAAGUACGAUAAGGUUUGGACCGACAAUCUCCGCAAGUCGCUUGGGUUUGAAAACGCUAAGGUGCUCAACUCAGGGUCUGCACCAUUGGCUGCUGAGAACAUUGACUUGAUGAGAUGCGCACUGGGCAUCAAGUUUUCCGAGGGCUAUGGGUUGACUGAGACUACAAGUGGUAUUUCAGUGUCUAAUACUCAUGAUAACCAUUCUGGGUCUGUGGGUCCCAUCACGCCCACGACCGAAGUGUGUUUGCGUGACUUGCCUGAACUUGGGUACUCGAUAAACGACAAGCCGAACCCACGCGGUGAGAUUAUGCUUCGUGGGCCGCAAGUGUUCCAUGGGUAUUACAAGAAUGAGGAGGAGACUGUUAAGGCUCUUGAGCCUGAUGGAUGGUUCCACACGGGUGAUGUGGGCAUGAUUGACGAUAUUGGCCGUAUUUACAUUAUUGAUCGCGUCAAGAACAUGUUUAAGUUGGCACAAGGCGAGUAUGUUGCUCCGGAGAGAAUCGAGGCCUUUUAUUCGUCUGCUUCAUCACUUAUUUCGCAAGUUUUCAUUGACGGUAACUCAUUUGAGAUAUUCCUUGUUGCAGUGAUUGGUGUUAAUCCAGAGCCUUAUUGUACGCUGCUCAAGAAUAAGUUGAACCUGGAAGUGUCUCCGACAGACGUUGAUGCGCUGACAGCGUCGUUUAAACGCAAGGAUGCUAGAGUGGAGGUGCUGAGACAAAUUACGCAGGAUAUUAAGAGUGCUGGGCUUAAGGGUUUUGAGUUGAUUAAGAAUGUGCAGUUGUUUAUUGAGCCUUUGAGUCCGGCUAAUGGUACACUUACACCGACGCUUAAGAUUAAGCGGCCCGACUGUCGUCGUUAUUUUAAUUCCGUGACAAGCGAGAUGUACCAAGAGGGUCCAUUGUUGGAUUUGUCACAGAACAAGAAUAAAAUCUAA
Molecule: messenger RNA, 2208 nt
Organism: Magnusiomyces paraingens
Lineage: Eukaryota; Fungi; Ascomycota; Dipodascomycetes; Dipodascales; Dipodascaceae
Exons: 1
Coding region: 1-2208 (735 amino acids)
Biological process (GO): long-chain fatty acid metabolic process
Cellular component (GO): endoplasmic reticulum; membrane
Molecular function (GO): long-chain fatty acid-CoA ligase activity
Source: RefSeq, a predicted model, not a curated record